Molecule: messenger RNA, 2370 nt
Organism: Phyllotreta striolata
Lineage: Eukaryota; Metazoa; Arthropoda; Insecta; Coleoptera; Chrysomelidae
Source: the annotation of a GenBank genome assembly
AUGCAGUUUAGUGUGGUUAGUUUAUUGUUAAUACUAUCCCUGCAAAAAGCCGGCAGAUCCCAGAACGUGACCGAUUUUUGGAAAGGCUUGUACACCUACAGGAAUUGCUUCUACCAGAAAAACCCUGGAGUAUGCCUCAAGGAGAGAGCCUUGGAUGCCUUAAACGAAACCAUCUUCGACGAUAGACCCAUGAUCUUGGGCGUAUUCGAAAUACAAAGAAAUCCGGAUUACUUCAUCAACGAAACUCAAUACGAUGAGCUACCAGUUGCUGAACAAGAACGAAGUUUGAGACUAGGCGACGUUCUUAUGGAUAAAAUAGAGGAAUUUUUCAAAUCGCGAACAGUCAAACUCAAUUUAUCCAACGCAUUCGAAGGAAGGAAAGGAGGCGGCGGAGGCGGCGGCGGGAAAAAAGGCGGCAACACGGCGAUGAUGGUAAUGGUGGGCAUGGGAGCAAUGAUGGUGAACAUGGUGAUGGGCAAGAUGGCGAUGAUGGCGGGAUCAGCGUUGAUGAUUGCGAAGAUUUCGCUCGUGCUCUCGAUGAUUAUGCUGGCUAAGAAGAUGCAGGAGAAAGGAGGCGGCGGCGGCGAAGAGAAGCAUAUCGUUUACGCGGAUUCGGGACACAGCCACGGAGGCGGGGGAUACGGAGGCGGCGGAGGAUGGCAUAGGAGUCUGGAAGAUCCGCAUAAUAUUAUCUACAAAGGCCAGUGGACUGCCUCAUCAGAUAAUGGUUCAGAUGACGACGGGUUUUUCUAUUUCAGGAAAACUACGAAAACAUGAGAGAAUUGGCAACGAAGGGAAGAGCACAACCUGACGAAGAGCACGCAGCUCGUCGAGUUCAAGUUCUUUGAUCUUGACCGCGGCAUUGCCUUAUCGAUGUCGAUGGCGGUUAGUGCGCUUCCGAUGGUUACCAGCGCUUUUAAACAUCUUCCCGACGCAGCGAUGUUUUUCAAACCGCAAUUACUCGUUGUCUCGCUAACGUUCAUAUCUACAAUCGAGCCGAGCAGCCUGCGAAUGUUCGAAAGGAUCCUGGACCAGUGCUCCAAUAAAGAUGAAAUGUUCAAGUGCUUCAAAAUCCAGGCCAUCAAAGUGGUCGAUAGAGCCGUUAGAAUCAAAAAUAUGAAUAUUUUCGAAGGGGUUAGUUUGGUUACCAAGAGAAGAGAAGGCCGGAAUGUCGAGAAUGGAUUGAACCUUAAUGAAUCCAAACUGGAAAAUCUGAAUUCUGAUCAAUUGGAUGAUAUGCUUGAAAAUACUACAGAUAGAUUUAUGAAAACGCAUCAAUUAGAAAUAAAAGUUCCAAAAAUAUUAAGCGACCAACAAGAAGAAGCUAGAAAAAAGAAAGGGCAAGGAGGAGGAGGAAACGCCGCUUUGUACUGGGCUUUGGCGAUAAAAGGAACCUUCCUGGCGAUAGCUUACCAAGGUAUAGCAGUAAUGUCGGGCCUGGCGAUCAUUAUGGGCAAGAUGGCCCUGCUGCUCACCGCUAUAUUGGGAUUGAAGAAGUUGGUCAACGGCAAUAAAGAGCAAACCACGUUUGAGAUAAUAAAGCAACCCAAAUACAGCGAGUCUCAUACGCACUCGACCUCAUUCGACGAAGAAGAAGGCUACAGCCAUCACAGGUCCGACGAGCCGAACGGCGCACAGGACAGUUUCGAGAGUACCGGUGUUCGAGUAGCAUUAAAAAUUUACGAUGAUUGUUCGAAAGCCGAAGGAUUUACGUCGUGCUUGAAGAAAAAAGCCAUCACCUUCGUUGACAGGCUAAGUCGCAUGGAUAAGUUCACCGUUACCGAAGGGGUUGUAAUACAAAAAUCAGCCGAAGCACCUAAAGAUGGACCCGCUAUUACUGAGGAACAAUUGGACAACACCCUGCCAAGAUCAUCGGAUGCCAAAGAUGCAGCUCUGUCGGAAAUGCUCGCCAACAAGAUCAGCAACUUCGUUGGAUCCCGCACCAUAGAAGUGGCUUUACCCAAAAUUUCCCCCUCGGAACUCAUCGAAGAAGGUCGCAAGGGAAGCGGUGGCGGCGGCGGCGGCGGCGGAGGCAAAAAGGGAGGAAUGAAGGGCAUGAUGAACGGCAUGAUGAUGGGAAUUGCAGCUAAAAUGGCCGCUUUAGUUCCCCUGGCAAUCGCCGGACUUUUCCUGUUGGCCGGUAAAGCUUUGAUUACCGCCAAGAUUGCCCUUCUCAUCUCCGGUAUCAUCGCCAUCAAGAAACUGUUCGCCCAGAAACAGGCAGGCGGAGGCGGCCACGGCAGUAGCAGCGGCUGGCAAGCCGGCGGCGGCGGCGGCGGCGGCGGCUGGCAAUCCAGCGGCGGCGGUUGGGACAAGAGGUCCUACAAUGAAGCUCAAAACUUGGCUUACAACGCCUACAGCCCUAAAUAG